AUGGCUGCCCAGUGCGACGCUUUAAGCGGAUACUUGCAGCAGUCGGACCAGGGCUCCAACAGCGAGCGCAGCGCCGACUCUCCUCUCCCGGGAUCAGAGGAGGACCUGAGCGGACUCUGCCCGCUGCCCGACCCGGAGUGGACCGAGGAGAGGUUUCGGGUGGACCGUAAGAAGUUGGAAGUCAUGCUAUUAGCUGCCUCUGAGGGGAGAGUCAACGGAGGGGAGGAUUUCUUUCAGAAGAUCAUGGAUGAGACCCAAACGCAGAUCGCCUGGCCCUCCAAACUGAAAAUCGGAGCCAAGUCCAAAAAAGAUCCACACAUCAAGGUGUGCGGGAAGAGGGAGAAUGUGAGGGAAGCCAAAGACAGAAUUAUGUCCGUCCUUGACACAAAGAGUAACAGGGUAACUCUGAAGAUGGACGUCUCUCACACAGAGCACUCUCACGUUAUUGGAAAAGGUGGCAACAACAUCAAGAAGGUGAUGGAGGAGACGGGUUGCCACAUCCAUUUCCCAGACUCCAACAGGAACAACCAGGCAGAGAAAAGCAACCAGGUGUCCAUCGCAGGCCAGCCAGGAGGAGUGGAGGCGGCUCGAGUAAAAAUAAGAGAGCUGCUUCCUCUUGUGCUGUCUUUCGAGCUUCCUGCCAUCAUGCAGUCUGACCCCAGCUCCCCCACUGUGCAGCACAUCUCGCAGACCUACAGCCUCACAGUCUCCUUCAAGCCCCCGACCCGCCUCUACAGGGCCACCGGCGUGGUUCGCGGCUCACAGAAUAACGCCAACGCCGUCAAGAGAGGUACAGCUCUGCUGUUGGAGCAUUUGUCUGGUAGUCUGGCAAGCACCAUCUCCGUCACCACCCACCUGGACAUCGCCCCCCAGCACCACCUCUUCAUGAAGGGCCGCAAUGGCAGCAACAUCAAGCACAUCACCCAGCGAACGGGAGCCCAGAUCCACUUCCCUGACCCAAACAGCCCCCAGAAGAAAUCCACAGUCUACAUUCAGGGCACCAUUGAAUCAGUCUGCCUGGCACGGCAGUACCUCAUGGGCUGCUUGCCUCUGGUGUUAAUGUUUGACAUUAAAGAGGACAUUGAGGUGGAGCCCCAGUGUAUCACAGCACUAAUGGAGCAGCUGGAUGUCUUCAUCAGUAUCAAACCAAAGCCAAAACAACCCAGCAAGUCUGUCAUAGUCAAGAGUGUGGAGAGGAACGCAGUGAACAUGUACGAAGCCCGAAAGUUCCUCCUGGGUCUGGAGAGCAGCGGGGUGUCGUCCUCCUCGCCGUCUGUGUUGUUGAAUCCCGCCACCACUGUCCCGUCCCCGUCCUUCAUCUGCCCCGUUGGCCUGGACAUCCUGGCCUCAGCUGGCCUGGGGCUGAGCAAUCUGGGUUUCCUGGGAGCGACAGCGACUCACUCCCUCAACUCUGCUGCACCGAACGCCGUCCUCAACAGCUUAAAUUCCUCCAUGAACCCUAUGCAGACCCCGAGCCCCAGCACCCCCACACCCACCACAUCCCUCUGGCCCAGCUCACUCACCAGCACCCAAGGUCUGUUUAUUGGCCAUCUGCUGCUGCACCCCUCCGCCCAGGCCACAUUGAGUAGCAUCCUGCUGUCGAGUGUUCAGGGUUACAAUCAGAGUACGCCGUCCCCACCUCCUGGCCUCGCUCCCAUAGAUAAGCAGCCCAACGGGGUCCCGGACUGCACCAAGGGCCCCUGCACCCUCAACGGACACGUCAAGCAUCCUAGCUCCGUCUACGGGAGGAUAGCGACUGCAUCACUUGCAGAAACCGUUUUGAGCCCAGCCCCAUGUGACUCGGUCCAGGAGGCCAGUGGACACAAUCCUUCAGAACCGCGGUCCAGCAAGUCCAGCCCAGAUGACGGUUCGGACACAUUUGUGGAAGUGGGCAUGCCCAGAAGCCCCUCGCACUCAGCCAAUGGCAUUGAGCUGAAACAGAUGCUGGCUUCAUGUAAGACGUCAUCAGGGAAGCGACAGGCUCUGGAGCUGCUGCAGGGCACCAAGAACUCCCAUCUACACUCCGACUGUCUUCUCUCGGACGCAGAGUCCAGCUCAUCAGACAGCCCUGUGGCCGAUAAACGGGCUCCUGGCAGCGAGCGAGCGGCUGAGAGGGAGCGAAUCAGACUGGUACCACAAACCUCCUUCGCCAACAUACAGGCAUUUGACUAUGAACAGAAGAAGCUGUUGGCAACCAAAGCUAUGUUAAAGAAGCCCGUGGUGACUGAGGUGCGGACUCCCACCAACACCUGGAGUGGUCUGGGCUUCUCCAAGUCCAUGCCAGCCGAGACCAUCAAGGAGCUGCGAAGAGCCAAUCACGUUUCGUACAAGCCCAGCAUGAGCACCACCUUCGAGGAUUCUCCGCUGUCCUUGUCUCGAUCCGGCAGCAGGGAAGGCCUCGGCAACGGCAGUGAAUCUGACAACUGGCGAGACCGGAACGGCACCGGUAACGGCCUGCCGAGUCACGACGAGUUCCCCUCCGUUGUCGGCAGCCCAAAGAGGAAGCAGAACAAAUCUGCUGCAGAGCAUUACCUCAGCAGCAGCAACUACAUGGACUGCAUCUCCUCGAUAACUGGCAGCAACGGCUGCAGCCUGAACUCGUCUCUGAAAGGCUCAGACCUGCCUGAGCUGUUCAGCACGCUGGGCUUAGGGAAGUACACGGACGUCUUCCAGCAACAGGAGAUUGACCUCCAGACAUUCCUGACUUUAACAGACCAGGACCUGAAGGAACUGGGCAUCACCACCUUUGGAGCCCGCAGGAAAAUGCUGCUCGCCAUCUCAGAACUAAACAAGAACCGGAGGAAACUAUUCGAGCCGCCCAUCAGGUCCUCUUUCCUGGAAGGGGGAGCCAGCGGCCGCCUUUCCCGUCAGUUUCACGCAGACAUGGCCAGCGUCAGUGGGCGAUGGUAG
Molecule: messenger RNA, 2910 nt
Organism: Cyclopterus lumpus (lumpfish)
Lineage: Eukaryota; Metazoa; Chordata; Actinopteri; Perciformes; Cyclopteridae
Product: protein bicaudal C homolog 1-like
Exons: 21
Coding region: 1-2910 (969 amino acids)
Cellular component (GO): cytoplasm
Molecular function (GO): RNA binding; protein binding
Source: RefSeq, a predicted model, not a curated record